AGAUAAUUACCCAGGAAAAGCCAAAAGCAGAACCAUCGAACCGUUACGCACUUAUUUUUAGCAACAAUUAAUAAUUGUAGUGUAUCCUCUUCCGAGCUUCGUGCUACUAUUAAUCAGCGCCAUUGAUGAACAAAUUCAGGUAUGCCCAAGAAAAAUAGGGUUUGAUCUGAGUGAUAAUUUGUGCAAAAAAAUGGAAGAAGCAAAAGUGUUAGCUCAACAACAACAACAACUAAUGAUGCAACAACAACAACAUCAUCAACAGCAACAACAACAGCAACAACAUCAGCAACAACUACUCCUCUUACAGCAGAUCCAACGUCAGAAACAGCAACAACAACAAGAUGCUAUGGCUCGAUUCCCUUCUAACAUCGAUGUUCAUCUCCGUCCUCAACAACUCCUUCACCGUCAAUCCCAAAACCAAAACCAAAACCAAAACCCUAACCCUAACCCUAGCUCGAGCAAUAAUCCUUCGAGUCAGAUCCCCAAUCAACAGAACUCGGGUAUCAACCAGGGUCCGACACAGCAACAGCAGAAGCUGACCCGGGUUGCCCCGGAAUCGAAUCGGGUGGAGCUCCAGAUGGCUUACCAGGAUGCGUGGCGGGUUUGUCAUCCUGAUUUUAAGCGUCCUUUCACUUCAAUUGAAGAUGCUUGCGAAAGGCUUCUGCCUUACCAUGUGGUGGCAGACUAUGAAGCGGAGGAGGAUGAUAAGAUCCUUGAUUCAGACACUAGUGGCCAAAUGCUUUCUCGUUCACAGCAGUGGGAUCAUAACAUUGCUGCCAAAGUUGCAGAGUUUACUGCAACAUUUGAGAAACAAGUGCUUGCUUUUAAUAUAAUUUCCCGCAAGAGAGAUGUUGGCGAAUUUCGGACAGAGGAAAAGCUCAUGUUAGAGCAGUUAAUUUUGCAAGAAGAGAGGAGAGGUCUGCUUGAAUUGAGAACAGAGAUGGAGUCAAGGCAAAAGAUGGGUCGAGAGACUCAUGAUCCUAAUUUGCAAAUGGCAGCUCUUGUUCAAGCGGAACAAGCUCGGGCUGAAUCACAAGCUCGUGCUGAGAUGAUGAACCGAGCACCAAUACGAGCUAGUGCACUUGGGCCUAGGGGGAGCAAUAUUCAAAUGGGUAAUGAUGUCGGUGAGCACGGACAGGAAGUUAGCCCUGAUGAGAUGAUCAACGGUUGGGGCAACAACGGACAUAAAGACGAAAAGGAACCAUCUGAGGACUUCUUGAAUGAUGAAGAAACUGAUAAUGGAGAUAUAGGUACUCAGAGUGAGUGGCGUGGAGGUGGGGAGUUGGAUCUGAACACAAGAUGAAUCAUAGACCCAUCAGUGUUUGGCAUUUUCUAUGUGAAAAGUGAAUACUUGUGUCAAAGUUUAGCCCACCAUAUACUUUUGGUGCAUUCUGUAACUGAUUCUACACUUGAAAUUGGGAGAAGCUCACUUAUCAAGAUUAGGAUGACUGAAGAUAGUUUUAUUGUGUAGACUGGAAAUGAGUUAUGUCCAUCUUUCUGUGAUCUACAGGAAAUAAUUUUACCA
Messenger RNA from Lycium barbarum (goji berry), 1525 nucleotides. RefSeq lists its product as uncharacterized. The transcript is spliced from 2 exons. Gene Ontology annotation, biological process: positive regulation of DNA-templated transcription. Gene Ontology annotation, cellular component: SWI/SNF complex. The coding region runs from base 191 to 1303 and encodes 370 amino acids. The record is from RefSeq and is a predicted model, not a curated record. NCBI's taxonomy places the organism in Eukaryota, Viridiplantae, Streptophyta, Magnoliopsida, Solanales, Solanaceae.